Messenger RNA from Penicillium robsamsonii, 1344 nucleotides. RefSeq lists its product as uncharacterized. Lineage: Eukaryota; Fungi; Ascomycota; Eurotiomycetes; Eurotiales; Aspergillaceae. The coding region runs from base 1 to 1344 and encodes 447 amino acids. The transcript has 3 exons. The record is from RefSeq and is a predicted model, not a curated record.
AUGGCAUCAUUUAAUUUCCCCCUAGAGCUACUUGCAAUCAUCACAUCUCUCUCGGACACGGAAACCCUGAAGGCCCUAAGACUGACAAACCACACGCUAUCCGCCUUGGCAACCAAGAAUCUGUUCUCUACGCUCUCACUGUACACCGACGAUAAAAGCUGUGAGGCUUUCGGGUCAAUUAUAGCCCAUCCACAGUUAAAAGAACAUGUGCGCAAGAUCCGCUUCAAUACUGUCGAGGUCGACUCUGAACCUGACAUAGAGCACGAAGCAGUUGAGCUACCUUUCAAAUGGAAGGAGCUCCUAUUUAUGCUUCCGAAAAUUCCGAAUCUCGAAAGCGUCGUGCUGCGCUUCGACCAAAACUGCGUGCUAGACAGCCAUUAUCUCGAGGCUCCCCAGCCGAUUGAUUACCGAGAAACCAUCAUAAAAUGGCUGGGUACGGCGCUAGUGUCUUUAAAGCAACCCCUGAAAGAAUUAGGGAUUCAAAAUCAGCAGAAUGUGACACCAUUGAGUAAAGAUUUCCAGCAAGUACUGAGCAAGCUGAGCUCGCUGAGACUGAACGUUAUGCAUGAGCUCGUACCUGCAAGCCCUGAAGAUGAAAUCGAGAAAGCCGAGGCGCAAGAAUUCUACGCACGUAUACUGCCGUCAGUCUGGCUGAAACCCACCAUGGGAUCACUCCGGAAGCUGUCUCUAUAUUCCGGCUUUUACUGGGGAUUCUACCCUAAAUUCAGCCUCGAAGGGAUCCACUGCCCAAAUUUGCAGUCGCUCACUCUGGGCAACUUCUCCUUUUUCGAAGACCAGCAGCUCGAUUGGAUUCUAUCACAUUCGUCAACACUCCAAGAACUUUACCUUGACGAUUGUCCGAUUUUAUUCCACGCGAGAAUAUUGGAUUACGAAUUCCAACUUGACAAAUGCCCGCUACCGAAAUCCAGAAUGAAAUUUCAAAUUAAUGAGAAGUGGAGCGAUGACUGGCACUACGAUUAUCCACGCCGAUGGAAUGACUAUUUUGCCUCAUUUGAGACCGGCCUUCCACACCUCCGUCAUUUUGCGAUUGGUCACAAUCAAGCAUGGAACUCAGAUCAUGGGUGGGGGCUGCCAUUCGAGAAAGAACUGGACCUUGUACCGGUAUUGAUGCACGAACGUUACAUGGAGUUUGAUGGGGGUAUAGGGCCCUCUCAAUUCACUUCAUCAAGGCGGGAAGACGAUAAGGAGGCCUGGCCACAUUGCGAUGACGAAGAUCGUGAGGCUUUGAAGGCAUUAUAUCGGAAGAUCAAGCAGCAGGUAGACUGUGGGAAUUUUGAGAUCGGAAAUUACGAGGUGGCUGAUUUGCUAGAAGUUUCCUAUUGA